CAAAAGAACAGUUAUCCCCUAUAUAUUAAAAGAGAAGCAUUACAACAUAUUUUUGUAGCCACAUGUCAUCACCACAAUCAUUCUUAGAAUCCUUAGAAAAAUAUGUUGGUCCAUAUAAAUAUAUAAUAAUUUUUUUAUUAAACUAACCAUAAAUUAAUCAUAAAUGUUCUUCAUUGUUUUCUUAAUUUCGGACCCAUAAGAACUAUAAGUACUACAUUCCGUUUAGCAUAGUUUUCAAAAUCGGUUUUCUAUUUUUAUACUUUCACACCAAAUGUUACAUUCUCAUUUCAAUGAAUAAAUUCUCCUCGCUUACAUGUGUUGUCCUUAUGCUUCAAAUUAAUAGUUAUAACUUUAUCUCCUUUAAAACAGCAAUGAACAAUCUUCUCAAAAACCGUAAUGCACACUUUACUUGGAACCUAAGAUACUUCAAAUAAGUUUGUAGGUGUUGAGCUGAGUGACAUAAUAUACACGCCCACACACAUAAGAGUCCAAAUUAUAGAAACACACAAUUCACCAACAAAUUAUGGACUACUAACUAUAAAAAAAAUACAAUAAGAAAGUCCACAUACACCUCAAACAUAAUCCCUACAAACCCUAAAACCAUUUAAGACCAUAAUGUCAAAAAAAUACACUGCUUUUGCAAAAACGAACAAAAUACAACGAAAGUAUACAAUUAUAUAAUUACAUAGAACACAUGACUGACCCUAUUUCUUAUAUAAUAACAAUUUAUAUAAAAUAUAUAGUCUAACUAUUUUAAUUAUUUUUUUAAUUCUCAUCCCGCCCGUAGGGCGGGCCGACCCUAGUAUCUUAUAUAUAUAAAGUAGGCUUGUACUCUGCCUACAGCCUUCCACAUCAUCAAUCAGCUAGGGGCAAUUCAUGCCACGUGUAUCCAAAAUCUUAAAUGUUCUGAUUUCGUUUUGUUUUUUGGGCUUUCGUUUUAAAAUUGGGCUGUAACUAAUUUGUGCACUGGUAAUGCUUUGUCCACAAAAUUACAAAUUUAAUCUAAAAAAAUCUAUGACGAUACCGCUUCACCUCCACUUCGGAGCGCCGGAGUAACGUUAUGUAAUUAUGACAUACAAUGGAGGAAACCCUCUAUGUCCUCUUCAACGCAUCUUCAGUUCGUCACUGGAAGUGGGAGCCCUCUCCAAAUCCCUCCAUUCCAGCGACCUCAUAGAUCCCAAAAGGUACUUCUAAUUUCUAUUUAUUUUUUCCCUUUAAUGUUCACUGCUUUCGUACUUUUUUAUAGAUGCUCACAGUCUCUGCCAAAAGUAACCGGCUCAAUACCUUCAAACACAUUCUGAAGGAAGGAUCUCCUAUGAGAUGAGAGUUUUUUAUGUCACCAGAAGCAACCAAAACUUCAGAUUUGUUGCCAGCCCUGUUGCUAUUAGAUUCACGGAGAUACAAAAUUUGAUGAGAUAGCAGAAACAAUGAACCCUCUCCCGGUGGAACUUUUCAGGUUUAGUGAUUACGAACAACUCAUGUUAUUGACUAAUACAAACACGGAUUUGUCAGAUAUUGCUGGUGAAGUGAGGGAUAUUAAAACCAUUUACAAUUAAGAAAGCCAGAGCACUCAACUUAUUAUGCCUAAUAUAAGAAGUCACAGGUUCAUAAAAACGACAUCCCCUUUAUUUUGUUAACCUUUUUAAGACCAAGGUUAGUUUUAAUAUAUCAAAAUGUUUUGCAUUUCAUCUCUUCCACUAUGCAGGGACACCACUCUUUGUCUUAGUGUUCUUGAAGGACUUGCCAUGCUUCUCCAUAAUAAAUUAGUAACGUCUGGUGUUGAGCCUUUAGUGAUGAACAUCAACCUUAAAUUAGUAGGAGCCGGUCAGAGUUACCUUAAAGGGUUAGGAGUUAGCGCAGAAAACCCCUCUGACACAUUCCUUACCCUCGGAUCUGUAGCAGUGAGUAAGGUUGUUCAUCUACUUCUACAAAAUAUGGAGAUGUCAAAGAAGAUUGAAUCUAUAACAGUAUCAGAGCCCAAUAACUACAUCCUGAAUUCACCGCCUCAGGUUAGAACACUAACGUCAACUUAUGAUCCUUUAUUAUCUGUCUCUGAUGGGCCUGACUCUGCAGUGUUUGUUACUUUUAACGCUGAGAUGACAAAAUUGACCAAUAUUUGUGCUUCACUGGUCAUGCACGUAGGCGUUGAAGACCCACAUGUCAGGGCCCUCCCACAAGGCCUCCAAGAUAUUUCGUCACCAGCGCCCAUUAAUAGCUAAUUUUGCGGUCCAGGUGAGUUCAACAACUUAGAACUUAAGUAUUUAUCCUCCUUGCAAGACUGGCAUAUUUUCAACGGUAAUGACAACCCCGGCGAUGUUAUGGCGGGAGCUGCAUCCUUAACAACACAUUCCUCUCAUGGUGUGUACAACAGUGUUCUGUGACCAGUAGAAGGUUCAAUAGUCAAGGUAUGAUUGAAGAAAACAGAGGCGAGGCAGCUCUACUACGAGCUCGACCUGUUGUUCUUGAAAUGACCGCGGAGGAGCCAACAGUUACAGAGGAUAAACACUCUGUAAAGAAGGCACGCGUUGAGUAAAAUCUCAAGGGAGUCUAUGACCCUCAUGUCGUCGACCACAUCUACGCUGGAGUUUUCUCAAAUUUAGCAUAAUAAUGAAAUAGGACUACAACUCAUUCCCACCCGUUAUGUUAGGGUCUUUGUUUUUUUUUUCAAAAUUUCGUAUGUCUCAAGUAAGCAGCUCUCUUUUUAUAAGUAUAUAAAUAACAACUCCUACUUUCCGAA
Messenger RNA from Brassica rapa (field mustard), 2737 nucleotides. RefSeq lists its product as uncharacterized. The record is from RefSeq and is a predicted model, not a curated record. Lineage: Eukaryota; Viridiplantae; Streptophyta; Magnoliopsida; Brassicales; Brassicaceae.